CGCUUCCAGAAAGCCUCGAGGAUUCUUUUGUAAGUAUCUGAAAAGACUCUUUUCUUAGAUGGCAGAAAACGACCUCUGAGGUCUGCGAGUAUCUCUUCCCAUUGUGAACGCGCUCCUCUCUGGGAGGUCGCAGGACCCUUUUAAGGAGAAACGGGGGACCCCCUCUCAGCGGUCUGGGGGUAGCUUUAUGCCGGCGCCGGGACCGUUCCCGUAGGGUCUGCGAGGUCCCCUCCCGCGACAGGCGUGACCCCCGGGGCAGCGCCUGGCCCACACCAGGCCGGGGGAAAAGCCCCAGGCGACCCCACUGGUCUCUAGGGCCGCUUCCCCCUGCGAGUCCCGCCGAAUCCCGCCCUGCCGCCCGCCGCGAGCGUGCCUAACGUGCCCCCGCAACGUGACGCACGCGCCGCGCCGGGGUGGCUGCGCGGGCAGCGCGGCGGGAGGAGCGCGCGCAGAGGGCUGGGUGCGGGCGGAAGUCGGCGUCUGCGGAAAGGAGAAAGGAAAGGGAGACGCGGCUGGGUGCGGCGCGCCGCGGCUGCGAGACCGGCAGGAGGGCGCCGCCUCCUCCCCCGCCCUCUCCGCUGAGGAUGGAAGUGACGAAAGCAGCCGAGGAGGUCACUUCCUGCUGGGUUGGAUGAGGAGGAGCCGGAGACGCCGCGGAGGAGACCGGACCGAAGACGGACCGUGCGGGGGAGAGCAGGAGGGUGAAAAUGAAAGCAGGCUGUAGCAUCGUGGAAAAGCCAGAAGGAGGUGGAGCGUAUCAGUUUCCUGAUUGGGCCUAUAAAACAGAGUCGUCCCCGGGCUCCCGGCAGAUCCAGCUGUGGCACUUCAUCCUGGAGCUGCUACAGAAGGAGGAGUUCCGCCAUGUCAUCGCCUGGCAGCAGGGAGAGUACGGGGAGUUUGUCAUCAAGGAUCCAGACGAGGUGGCCCGCCUCUGGGGCCGCAGGAAGUGCAAACCACAGAUGAAUUAUGACAAGCUGAGCCGGGCCCUGAGAUACUAUUACAACAAGAGGAUCCUUCAUAAAACAAAAGGGAAAAGGUUUACUUAUAAAUUUAACUUCAACAAGCUGGUGAUGCCCAACUACCCAUUCAUCAACAUACGGUCAAGUGGUGUGGUUCCCCAGAGUGCGCCACCAGUGCCAACAGCCUCUUCCCGCUUCCAUUUCCCACCUCUGGACACCCAUUCUCCAACUAGUGAUGUGCAGCCAGGGCGGUUCUCUGCUAGCUCCCUAACUGCUUCUGGCCAGGAGUCAGGCACUGGCACUGAUAGAAAGGUGGAGCUUUCGGAGCUGGAGGAUGGCUCAGCCUCUGACUGGCGCCGGGGUGUGGAUCUCAUGUCCUCCCGGAAUGCUGUCGGCGGAGGGAUUGGCCAUCAGAAGCGCAAGCCUGACAUCAUGCUUCCCCUGUUCUCUAGGCCAGGGAUGUACCCUGACCCCCAUAGUCCCUUCGCCAUCUCUCCCAUCCCCGGCCGUGGAGGCGUCCUGAAUGUCCCCAUUUCACCAGCCCUCUCCCUGACUCCCACCAUCUUCUCCUAUAGCCCGUCGCCAGGCCUGAGCCCCUUCACCAGCAGCAGUUGCUUCUCCUUCAACCCUGAGGAAAUGAAACACUACCUUCAUUCUCAAGCCUGUUCUGUGUUCAACUACCAUCUGAGUCCGCGGACAUUUCCUCGUUACCCGGGGCUCAUGGUUCCACCGCUACAGUGCCAGAUGCAUCCUGAGGAGUCAACCCAGUUUUCCAUCAAGCUGCAGCCCCCACCUGUCGGGCGGAAGAACCGGGAGAGGGUGGAGAGCAGCGAGGAGGCAGCGCCUGUCACUGUUCCCACGCUGGCUCCUGUCCGCCCGAGAAUUAAGGUGGAACCAGCUUCUGAGAAGGAUGCUGAGAGUCUCAGGCAGUCGGCACGAGAAAAGGAGGAGCGCUCUCAAGAAGAGGGCAGUGUGCCAAGCAGGACCACAGAAGAGGAAAAAGGCACCAUCUUUGCCCGCCCGGCUGCACCGCCUGUCUGGCCCUCUGUACCCAUUAGCACCCCAAGUGAAGAACCCCUAGAGGUGACUGAAGACAGUGAGGACAGGCCUGGCAAAGAGCCCGGUGCACCUGAGAAGAAAGAAGAUGCCCUGAUGCCUCCCAAGCUUCGGUUGAAGCGGCGCUGGAAUGAUGACCCUGAAGCCCGGGAGCUGAGUAAGAAUGGCAAGUUCCUCUGGAAUGGGUCAGGACCCCGGGGCUUGGCAACGGCCGCUGCUGACGCUUAGAACUGGAAGUUGAUUGGGAGCUGUUUAUACUAUAAUCAAACACAUACAUGUAUUUAUGUAGCAAGAUUUCAGGGUGGGGGGUGGGGAGGGAAUUAGGCUGGUUUGAUCCUUCUAGGGGCAUAGACUUGUAUUUUUAUGUUUGGGGGAUAGGAUGGGGGUAUCUUCUGUUGUAAAUUAGAUGGGAUGUGAACACACUUUUUUUCCUGGUGAGUAGGACAUGGGAAGGGUAUUGGACUGAAAGAAGAGCAAGCCUCUGUUUCCUGUUGAGGCUUACACUUUGACAAACUCCCAGAGGGCCAAGAUACUGUUUGGUCCCAAGAUAGUUCAGGUUCCAGACUUGUUUCUUUUCUAUUGUAUUUAUAUAUGGAAAGCCAUUAAUGGAUUUAUUUUGCUCUGAGACAUACACAUAAAAGGGAAAGGGGCGUGGUUGGGAGGUUGAGCAGUGAGAGACCAUUAAUACUAAGUAUUUUGCCUGAAAUGUUUCUUUAUAAUUAUUUCAGGGGAGGAAUAAGAUAAUCUCAGUCUUAUGGGGGCAGGAGGAUGUUCAGGUGUUGCUCUUUUUCUUUUUCCCUUUGUUGUUGUUGUUUGGCUUCUUUUUUUUUUUUCUUUUUCCUUUUUAUAAAAUGUUUUCAGGAAACGUGAAAUGUACUGCCAGUUAGAGCCGGGCUGGCAAGGCACAGGCGCUGAGCCUUCAGCUUCGUUGUUGAGACAGGAAGCCCUGCUGUGAAUUUCUUGGAUAUUUCACCUACUUCACCUAUUAAGAAGCCAUGAGGAGUUAUAAACUCUUGUUCAGGGAAGAAAGAAGAGGGCAGGAGGAAAUAACCCAAUGCCUUUAAAAACAAAAACACA
This is a messenger RNA of Kogia breviceps (pygmy sperm whale), 3092 nucleotides long. RefSeq names its product ETS translocation variant 3. Gene Ontology annotation, biological process: cell differentiation; regulation of transcription by RNA polymerase II. Gene Ontology annotation, cellular component: nucleus. The record is from RefSeq and is a predicted model, not a curated record. Lineage: Eukaryota; Metazoa; Chordata; Mammalia; Artiodactyla; Physeteridae. Gene Ontology annotation, molecular function: DNA-binding transcription factor activity, RNA polymerase II-specific; sequence-specific DNA binding.